Messenger RNA from Bactrocera tryoni, 755 nucleotides. RefSeq names its product methyltransferase N6AMT1 (gene HemK2). The transcript is spliced from 2 exons. Gene Ontology annotation, biological process: methylation. The record is from RefSeq and is a predicted model, not a curated record. Gene Ontology annotation, cellular component: eRF1 methyltransferase complex. Lineage: Eukaryota; Metazoa; Arthropoda; Insecta; Diptera; Tephritidae. Bases 18 to 656 code for a protein of 212 amino acids. Gene Ontology annotation, molecular function: protein methyltransferase activity; S-adenosylmethionine-dependent methyltransferase activity; nucleic acid binding.
AUCUUAAAAAGCAAAAAAUGGAAACUCCUUACACAGAUCAUCUAACAUCAAUCGAUUACGAACAUGUGUAUGAGCCAGCAGAAGAUUCCUUUCUAUUAUUGGAUGCCUUAGAAGCUGACCUAUCAUUUAUAGAGAGUUUACAACCGCGUGUAUGCUUGGAAGUUGGACCGGGUAGUGGUAUCAUUGUUACAGCGUUGGCAAAAAAGUUAAAAGAAACACUUUGCCUAGCUACUGAUAUAAAUCCAUAUGCUUGUAAGGCAACGAAAAAAACGGCUAAUCAUAACGGUACAUUUGUGGAAAGCAUAAAUUGCAACUUGGUAGAUCUUUUGCGUAAAAAGACGAUCGAUUUACUUGUGUUCAAUCCGCCUUAUGUGGUAACCUCGGACGAAGAAUUAAAAAAUCAACCGUCUACCAACUCACAAAUAACAUUUUCGUGGGCUGGGGGUGUACAUGGUAGACGUGUAAUUGAUGAACUGCUCAAGCGUUUGGAUAGCAUUUUAUCUGCAAAAGGGGUUUUUUAUUUGUUGGCGCUACGUGAAAAUAAACCAGAUGAAUUAAUAAUCAAUUUAAAUACUUUGGGCUUUACUGCAAUUAAGUUUAUGGAAAGACGAAUUCCUGGUGAAUAUCUAUACAUUUUGAAGAUAACACGAAAAUGAUUUUUAAGGGAAACGAGGGUAUAUUUACAAUCGUAUGUAUUUAUUGAAAUAAGAUAAAAUUUAUUAAUUUAAUUAUCGUUGAAGUGAUUAAUAGAAAAU